This is a messenger RNA of Budorcas taxicolor (takin), 1410 nucleotides long. It is a transcript of the gene STX3, whose product is annotated as syntaxin 3. NCBI's taxonomy places the organism in Eukaryota, Metazoa, Chordata, Mammalia, Artiodactyla, Bovidae. Gene Ontology annotation, cellular component: synaptic vesicle; presynaptic active zone membrane; endomembrane system. The transcript has 12 exons. The coding region runs from base 1 to 1077 and encodes 358 amino acids. The record is from RefSeq and is a predicted model, not a curated record. Gene Ontology annotation, biological process: intracellular protein transport; synaptic vesicle fusion to presynaptic active zone membrane; exocytic insertion of neurotransmitter receptor to postsynaptic membrane. Gene Ontology annotation, molecular function: SNAP receptor activity; SNARE binding.
AUGAGGAUGGGUGAGUUCCAGGGCUCCUCCCUGUACCUGAACUUCCAGCCCUCCUCCUCGUGGAGGGUUGUCCCCUUUCAGGAAGACCGCAGAGGAGACCGUGUGGGUAUCACGGAGUCACCUCGCCACCCGUCCUCUGAUGCCCCGUCCUCGCCUGGGCGUCGGCCCCUGGGACUGAGGGCUGUCAUCUCCCUCCACGUGGUGACGGAGCGGCCUGAGUGCCUCGCGUCUGAGACCAAGCAGCUGACGCAGGAUGACGACACCGACGAGGUCGAGAUCGCUGUUGACAACACAGCUUUCAUGGACGAGUUCUUCUCCGAGAUCGAGGAGACGCGCGUCAACAUUGACAAGAUCUCCGAGCACUUGGAGGAAGUGAAGAGGCUCCACAGUGUCAUCCUGUCUGCGCCCAUCCCCGAGCCAAAAACCAAGGACGACCUGGAGCAGCUCACGACCGAGAUCAAGAAGAAGGCCAACAAUGUGCGGAACAAACUGAAGAGCAUGGAGAGGCAUAUUGAGGAAGACGAGGUGCGGUCGUCGGCAGACCUUCGGAUUCGGAAAUCCCAGCACUCCGUCCUGUCCCGGAAGUUUGUGGAGGUGAUGACCAAGUACAACGAGGCCCAGGUGGACUUCCGUGAGCGAAGCAAAGGGCGGAUCCAGCGGCAGCUCGAGAUCACCGGCAAAAAGACUACCGACGAGGAGCUGGAGGAGAUGCUGGAGAGCGGGAACUCUGCCCUCUUCACCUCGGGGAUCAUCGACUCUCAGAUUUCCAAGCAAGCCCUCAGCGAGAUCGAGGGCCGGCACAAGGACAUCGUGAGGCUGGAGAGCAGCAUCAGGGAGCUUCACGACAUGUUCAUCGACAUCGCCAUGUUGGUGGAGAACCAGGGGGAGAUGUUAGAUAACAUAGAGCUGAAUGUCAUGCACACGGUGGACCACGUGGAGAAGGCUCAGGAGGAGACCAAAAGAGCCGUCAAGUACCAGGGUCAGGCCCGGAAGAAAUUGGUAAUUAUCAUUGUGAUAGUAGUUGUGUUGCUGGGCCUUUUAGCGUUGAUUAUCGGACUUUCCGUUGGGCUGAAGUAAGGGCGGCCGUGCUGACAUGUGUGUGGCUGAGUCUUACUGUCACUCUUCACCGUCACCCGGGGUGCUGACCCGACCAGCAUCUCCCCCCGCCCCGCCUGUCGUAGAGCCCGGUUUCACCCCAGCCUGGUGUGGCCGCCACCCCUGCCUUCAGAUGGGAGCAGAGUGUGAAUGGCCUUCCUGAGAGAGGGAGCCCCGUUCCUUUGUUUCCCUGUAACCACCCCUGGGCCUGACCUGGCAAACGGUCUCGCCCGGGAGGAGCCUGAGCGCCUCACCACCUUUCCUACCCCACCGGCUCUGAAGCGCCUCCUCCGGGACUGUAGGAACCACACCGGC